GUACACCACACUCCACCACACUUCCACUGGGCUGGGCCAGAGAGGCAGCAACCACCCAUUUGGACCGAUGUUCUGGCCGAAAUGCAGUCUCGACACAUCUACAUUCGGAAUAAGAUCGGCGAGGGCAUCCAAGCGACCAGCUUUCAGGUGAACCGAGGGACCUACUCCAGGCGAAGCCGAUUGAAGAGGUCUGAUGGCAGCACCACCUCCACAAGCUUCAUCCUCAGACAGGGCUCAGCUGAUUCCUACACAAGCAGACCAUCGGACUCAGAUGUCUCUCUGGAGGAGGAGCGGGAGGUGCCGGGGCAGGUCCAGGGCCAGAGCCCGAGCCAAGGGGGCCCGGGGACCCAGGCCCCGGCCCAGACCCGAGAGCAGAAGGAGCAGCAGGCCACCGUGCAGCUGGAGAGAGCCAAGGCUAAAGCCGUGGCCUUUGCUGUGAAGACCAACGUCAGCUACUGUGGAGCAUUGGACGAGGACGUGCCGGUGCCAGCAACCGCCAUCUCAUUCGAUGCUAAGGACUUCCUUCACAUAAAGGAGAAGUUCAACAACGACUGGUGGAUCGGCCGGCUGGUCAAGGAGGGCUGUGAGAUCGGCUUCAUCCCCAGUCCCCUAAAGCUAGAGAACAUCCGCAUCCAGCAGGAACAGAAGAGAGGGCGAGUCCAAGGUAAGUCUGGAGGCAAUUCUUCCUCAAGUGUAGAGGAUGAGGUGUCCGCCUCGAUCAGACCCCUUAUCUCCUCUGCAGGAAAGCAGAAACAAAAAGUGACUGAACACGUCCCCCCUUACGACGUGGUGCCAUCCAUGAGGCCUGUGGUGCUGGUGGGGCCCUCCCUCAAGGGCUAUGAGGUGACGGAUAUGAUGCAGAAAGCACUCUUUGACUUCCUCAAGCAUAGAUUUGACGGCAGGAUAUCUAUCACACGAGUCACAGCAGAUAUAUCAUUAGCCAAGAGGUCUGUUCUGAAUAACCCCAGCAAGCGGGCCAUCAUCGAGAGAUCAAACACCAGGUCCAGUUUAGCGGAGGUGCAGAGUGAGAUAGAGAGGAUCUUUGAGCUGGCCCGGUCCCUACAGCUGGUGAUCCUGGACGCAGACACCAUCAAUCACCCAGCCCAGCUGCUCAAGACCUCGUUGGCUCCCAUCAUCGUCCAUGUCAAGGUCUCCUCGCCCAAGGUUCUGCAGAGGCUGGUCAAGUCCAGAGGGAAGUCCCAGAGCAAGCAUCUGAACGUACAGCUGGUGGCAGCUGACAAACUGGCCCAGUGUCCUCCGGAGAUGUUUGACAUCAUCCUGGAUGAGAACCAGUUGGAGGAUGCGUGUGAACACUUGGCUGAGUAUCUGGAGGCCUACUGGAAGGCCACACACACCUCCAUGGCCACGCCGCUCAACCCCCUGCUGGGACGCAACCUGGGCCCCACCGCCCUCACUCCUUACCCCACCACCAUCUCUGGACUGCAGGUGAACCAGCAGACUCAAAGAAUAAGACAACACAGCAACCACACGGGAGACCACUCCACGCCCAACGAGCGUCGCAACCUAAUGACCGCCGACGAGAACUACCACAACGAGCGGGCGCACAAGGGACGCAACCGCAUGUCGUCGGGCUCACAGCACAGCCGAGACCAAGACCCGUACCACCAGGACUACCAGGACCCCUACCAAGACUCCUACAAGCCCCACCGCAACCGCUCCUCUCCAGGCAGCUACAGCCACGACUCCCGGCACAGGCUUUGAGCCCGAAUGACGUCCCAGCUUCACAACCCUUAUAGGCCUCAAGUCAACUCUCUGGUGGCAACAGAGUCAAAAUGGUUCCCGUUCAAAAUAUUGUGUGCAAUUCUGUUGUUUUCGAUUAUUUGUUUUACUUCAUUCGUUAGAUGAGGAGUGGUCCCGCCCUCCUGAACAAAACCUCCAAUCACCUCUCAUUCCCAUUCUGUCUCUCAGUCUUGCCUUGGCACUGGCAGGGACCCCUGUUAAGCAAUGUAGUCAGGAUGAGGAAGAAGGACAUGAUGCUAAUGCUACAUAACUGAGUUAAUACAACACAUAUGACUGAGUUGCUUUUCCUCACAACGGGACUUUCCUACUUCCUGUGUUCCCCACACAAAGAGAUGGGUGGAAUAGGAAAGCAGUAUGAGAUUAAGAUUUGGACUUUGCUAAGCUAACAACAAGCUAAGCUAUUUUAGCUAGCGUGGUUAGAUUGUGGGUAUAUAUGUACCCACAACCCCCCUCCCAUGAGUCGCCAUAGCAAGUGGUGGAGUCACUGCUGAAAGCUGGUGGUCUUACCAAGAGUCCCCAGACCGUUCAGUUGUUUGCAUGCUGACUGAGAGAGUUUCGCUAGUAUCGUCAAUAUAUUCACUUACAGUACAUGUCUGUUGUCAUGGGGAGUUGUAUACGUAGACCUGCCCUACCAUGACUGGCAGUGGUAUUUUUCCAGACCUUUACUGAUUCCUGAGAGGAGCAUGUGGAGUAUUUGGUUGUUUUGUUAACAAGUGCUUUCACAUGUCAGAUACUGUAUGUGCCAUUUGAACACCUGUCUAGCUUGGCCUUUCUUCGGCAACAGUCGAUACUUUGCAUAUCUCAGUAUUUUUCGCUACUCUGAUUCGGUUGUGUCAGAGACUCAGAGGUAUUAUAACAAGAAGCAGGGGUGUCAAACAAUCAGAGUUCGCCUCAUCUCUGGCCAGCCUCGUGAUUGGUUGACCGUCCAUGCUGCUUCCUGUGUUUCUCUCUGGCCAGCCUCGUGAUUGGUUGACUGUCCAUGCUACUUCCUGUGUUUCUCUCUGGCCCGCCUCAUGAUUGGAUGACCGUCCAUGCUGCGCCACUAACGUUGGAUUGUGUCUUCCCAGGGUCCUUUGCAUCAUGAUCAUUGAUUCUCUGUGUAGCUGGCAUGUUUUCCCUGACUUGAAAAAGUAAUGCUCCCUUUGGUAGUAAUAUCCCUGUGUAAAAUAGAGGGUGUGUAAGGAGGGAGAGCACACAUUGGUGCAAAAUAGGUGCAGUCUAAUUACUUGAGAGUGGGUUAUCUGAACUUUUUGGGGGUAUUUAAAUACAUGAACAUGGAAAUGGAAGAAAUUAAUUUGGUCAUUUAUUUCUAGCAACAAUUUUUCUUCAGUAAUUGUGGGUUUUUGGAGUUUUUGUUGAGAUGAGAAGCAUGCAGUUGUACCCAAGGGGGUUCGGUGACUAGUUGCAUUGGCUCGCCGAUCCAAUGCCUAGGCUUUAGUUUAGUGGGCAAAUAGACACUUCUGGCGUGCAGGAGGCCCGUGUUCAGUCACAGAGACAAAACCACCCUCCAGGACCAGGGUUUUCCCUGCGGUGGAUAGGUCAUCUAAACUGGAGCUUUGACCAUGAUGGAGAUGGUGGUCCCUCCCUGUGCAUCCUGGGAGAGUGAGUUCUUGGGGCAGCGUGUUCUGAGACAUUGUUAGAGAAAUGUGCAGAGUUAACUUGUCAUAGCUGUCUUUUAGUGUAAUUCCCUCCAAUAGAGUCGAAGUACUGUAGUGACAUUUGUAGCACCCGCAGCAGGUGGUGCCUUAACAUUCUAGAGCCAGUUGAUUUCCUUGCUCAUAUCUAUGUCUCUUAUGCUAGUUUGUUCACUGACUGAAAACAAUAGACUGCAAAAGGAAAAAGGAAAAAAAGAAUACAAGUACAUCUGCUGUUGUUUAUGAGCAUGCUUCUCUGUCAUAUUGUGAUUCAGGCCAAAGUGAAUGUUGGCUGAUUGAAUGGGGAGUUACUCACUGUUCAUUAAAAACCAGAACCAAGAACCAGAACUAAGAUUCAGCUCUGUUGCUUGAGACAAUCAGAGGGAUUUUGUAUCCCAUUGACCUCUGUCCCACCAGAGUCCCAGACCAGUCUGUGAGGGUUUGGUAACUUAAGGUUGGGUUACUGCUACUGGGUGUAGCAUGUCUUAGCCCUUUUUGAAACAUUGGGGGAUUUCCUUUUCUAUUAACAAUUAAUUAACUGAAUUCCAAUAGAUUUUCUGAAUUGACUGGAAAUGAAAAUUUACCUCUCUCUUUUUCCUAUGAAUGCCCUGGAAAGAAAACAUUUGUUCUUUGAAUGGUGUAGAUAUAAUUUCUAAAGGUCUCUGUUACUGAUCUGAAAAAAAAGCACGUGUCCUGUACUCUUCUUUUGUCUUCUUGUAAGAAAUUAAGAGGCUACAUUUUUGCCUCUAAAUUAAGUUGAAUUACAAUUCUCAUUAUUUGAUUAAAUAACAUGGGUUUAAACUCAACCAGACCAUUUAAAACAGUUAAAUGUUUUUUUCUUUGGUAAAAAUGUACAAAAAAUAAGAAAAAAUCAAAAAUGUAUCUCAAUAUAGGAAAAAGUAAAAGAUACAUCUUUGCUGGUGAUUAUUUUUAUAAUAAAUACAUACAUGUACAUAAUGUCUUUGAGAGAUGCUAUUUGCUGUAUACUUGCAUUCUCAUUAAAAAACUACGAUCCUCGACGGGACAACUUGAAACAACAAACGUUUCAGUAUACAAAAAUGUCAGUAUACUAAAGUUUCAGUAAUGUGCAAUACAAAAAGCAUGCUGUUUUAAAAUGAGGAAAUUCCAUGUACUAUGCAACCGCAACCAUGUACAUCGCUUCAUGCUGUGACUAAUUCUCCAACUGUCCUUUUCCAAGCAGCUUCAUCAGAACUCUUUAAGGACAUUUUGUGUUGAUACUUUUUGUGGAAGACGAACAACUCAACGGCUAAUGCGGUAUUGCAUGCAUAAUGUACCAUUUUAAUUUAUUAAAACGAAUGAAAAUAAAAUAAUGUGAAACGCGAGAUGAUUGUGUCAAAGGCGAAGCUAGAAGUAACUUUAAAAGUUUUCUUUUACAAAAUAAAAGAGUCGUU
This is a messenger RNA of Oncorhynchus nerka (sockeye salmon), 4807 nucleotides long. Its product is annotated as voltage-dependent L-type calcium channel subunit beta-4-like. Gene Ontology annotation, biological process: calcium ion transmembrane transport. The record is from RefSeq and is a predicted model, not a curated record. Gene Ontology annotation, molecular function: voltage-gated calcium channel activity; protein binding. Lineage: Eukaryota; Metazoa; Chordata; Actinopteri; Salmoniformes; Salmonidae. The coding region runs from base 82 to 1722 and encodes 546 amino acids. The transcript has 14 exons. Gene Ontology annotation, cellular component: voltage-gated calcium channel complex.